Molecule: messenger RNA, 326 nt
Organism: Spodoptera littoralis (African cotton leafworm)
Lineage: Eukaryota; Metazoa; Arthropoda; Insecta; Lepidoptera; Noctuidae
Source: the annotation of a GenBank genome assembly
AUGCUUCGGCACGAAUGGGCCGGCUCGACCGGAGGGAUACCACGGCCUCACAGAAAACCGACGUGAACCAACGUGCUUGCGUUGUGUUUCGUCGUGUGAGUGAGGUUACCGGAGGCCUUUUUUUUUUUUUUUUUUUUCUUUUUUUUUGUAAAAGUCUUAAAUUGCACCACUAUUUAUGUUAUGAGUCCCAUGUAAUAGAGGAUGAGCCUAUUGCCAUACAUCGGGCACAAUCCCAGACUACGUGCUACUACUGAGAAUUUUUAAAAACCCAAUAAUGCUUUGCCUCAUCUGGGAAUCGAACCCGAGACCCCUUACCCGGCCCCAGG